Molecule: messenger RNA, 1425 nt
Organism: Cyprinus carpio (common carp)
Lineage: Eukaryota; Metazoa; Chordata; Actinopteri; Cypriniformes; Cyprinidae
Product: ret finger protein-like 4B
Exons: 5
Coding region: 325-1425 (366 amino acids)
Source: RefSeq, a predicted model, not a curated record
UCUCUCUCUCUCUCUCUCUCUCUCUCUCUCUCUCCGUCUGUCUGUCUGUCUCUCGCUCGCUCUCAGCCUUGACUUCUUCUCUGUUCCUUUCACAUCAAACCAGCAGCAGCUCAUGAAGGAUUUUGGGAUGCAUGUUGUCUUUAAUCUUGAAACGAGGGAAUUCUGGGACCUCAGAGGGAAUCUGGCCAUGACACACGGAUGGUUUGCGGAUGUUUCGUGGAUCUGAGCUCGCUGUGGAUUAUCAGUUCUAGUGUGUGUGUGUGUGUGUGUGUGUGUGUGUGUGUGUGUGUGUGUGUGUGUGUGUGUGUGUGUGUGUGUGUGUGAAUGAUGACACACGUCACAGACGAGGAGACACGCAUCUGUCCGUCAUGUGCUCGUGGUUUUGACGUUCCUCUCAUUCUGCCCUGCUCUCACACUCUCUGCGGCCGCUGUCUGACCGGAGGGGCGGGGCCUGAUCUGUGCAGGGGCGGGGUCAGGGGCGGGGUCUCCUCCUCUCAUCCGGUCGUUCUCUGUCCAAACUGUCGUCAUGGCGUUGAGCUGCCCUGCUUUGACUGGUCAUCUGCUCUGACCUGUCUGCCCUUUGACCCUACAGUGACCUUUGACCCUGUAAAGAGAGGGACGCAUGAGGAACAGAGAUGGGAGACGGAUGGCAGUGUGGAUCUUUCUGAAGAGGAAAUGGAACAAUCCGUUUCAGGUCUUAUCUUCACCCUCGAUUCGUCCUGCUCUGAUUCGUCGCUUCACCUCUCAAGCUCCGCCCUCUCCGUCACCUUCACAGGUCACAUGAUCUCAUCACAUGACCGCAGGGAUCAGGACUGUCCACUUCCUCAGGUGUGUGGCAGCGUGAGCGUCUCCAGAGGACAGUAUUACUGGGAGGUGGACGUCUGCAACAGCGCCAUCUACAGGAUCGGAGUGAUAUCAUCAUGUGAUGGGCGUGGCUGGUGGUUGGAGAGGCGUGGCUCUGCGUUUCACACUGUGUUUGAAGGACAGCAUGAGCUCCUCCCCUCUGUUCCUCCUCAGCUGAAGACAGUGGGCGUGUUUCUAAAUGUGGGCGGAGCUUCCAUAACCUUCCACAAUCCGGUAACUCAAGAGUUUCUCGCUGCAAUCCCCGCCCACUUUAGUGCCCCUCUCCAUCCUGCUCUUCAAUUGGGCCAGGGAAGACUCAAACUCCGCCCCGGCCUGCCGCCACCCAAUCACGUCUUCCUCAGCCACAGCUCUGCCUAUCGGGGUCCAGGAGGGGCGGGAAGCGGGCGCUGGAGGCGGGAUGUCACGUUUGGUUUGGAGCUUGGGUUCGGGGGAACCCUGACUUCCCCUGCCGGAACGUUCGCAGACUGGCUACACGAUGGAUCGGAAAACAUUGAAGACAUCUACUAUUUAAUAAACAGGUAUAACAAAAAAGGCUUUGCCCUGGGUUAUCGGGAAAAUUAA